This is a messenger RNA of Chionomys nivalis (European snow vole), 913 nucleotides long. RefSeq names its product FCF1 rRNA-processing protein (gene Fcf1). Gene Ontology annotation, cellular component: nucleolus; small-subunit processome. The transcript is spliced from 6 exons. The record is from RefSeq and is a predicted model, not a curated record. NCBI's taxonomy places the organism in Eukaryota, Metazoa, Chordata, Mammalia, Rodentia, Cricetidae. Bases 316 to 804 code for a protein of 162 amino acids.
GGAGUACAGCGUGAACAUGGUGAGGAGAGUGGGAGAAGGAACUUUGUCGGAGGGCUUUGCGGGUAUAUGGGAGCUCAGCGCGUGGCCAGAUGUAGCCUCGGAGCUCCCCUUGUGUUUUGUUUUUUCCAUUGUGGUCUUAGCUCGAAGGAACCUAUGUUUUACAGAGUGGGGAAGGGUCUGGCUUGUGUUUGCGUAAAGGAGAAGCGACAAGAACAAUAGAGAAGGAAAUUUUAAAGGAUGCACUGUUUCCAGCUCUUUUAACUCGAAAAUUUCCGUUUCAAGGGGAAGCAAAAGAAAACAAGAAGAUAUGCGACCAUGAAGCGAAUGCUUAGUCUCAGAGAUGAGAGACUCCCCCAACAUCCUUCCUGCUUAUUCUUCCAGUACAAUACACAGCUGGGCCCACCGUACCACAUCCUUGUUGAUACCAACUUCAUCAACUUUUCCAUCAAAGCCAAACUAGACUUAGUGCAGUCCAUGAUGGACUGUCUGUACGCCAAGUGUAUCCCUUGUAUAACUGAUUGUGUGAUGGCUGAAAUUGAGAAAUUGGGCCAGAAGUACCGAGUGGCAUUGAGAAUCGCCAAGGAUCCACGAUUUGACCGACUUCCGUGCACACACAAAGGAACCUAUGCUGAUGACUGCUUGGUACAGAGAGUCACUCAGCACAAGUGUUACAUUGUGGCUACAGUUGAUCGGGACCUCAAACGAAGAAUCCGGAAGAUCCCUGGAGUUCCUAUCAUGUAUAUUUCUAACCACAGAUACAACAUUGAACGGAUGCCAGAUGAUUAUGGAGCUCCUCGGUUCUAAUUCUUACCUGACCACAUUCGCCUGCCUUUCUUUACCAGCUUUCUCUGUUGUCAGUUAAUUAAACACACUUUUUGUUGUUUCUUUAAUCAUAUUUUGUCUCAAUUUUAAA